Corylus avellana is the source of this 2638-nucleotide messenger RNA. Its product is annotated as scopoletin glucosyltransferase. Lineage: Eukaryota; Viridiplantae; Streptophyta; Magnoliopsida; Fagales; Betulaceae. Gene Ontology annotation, molecular function: UDP-glucosyltransferase activity. The record is from RefSeq and is a predicted model, not a curated record.
UGCUUUGGUGGCCGGGGAAGGUCCUCGGGACGCCUGAUUUGAAUGAACGAGCAUAAGCUUUCGACGGCGCGUGAGGUGGAAUAUGACGGCUAUCUCGGUGGAUGACGAUUUGGCUUGACGUGAAUUGUGUAAUGUACGUUUACCGGUAGAUGGAAGGAAGAGGAGAUCGAAUGAGGUGGGAUUAGCAGUGACUGAAGCCGUGGUGGAUGAAAUUGAAGAAGUAGCCAUUAGCAUACUAGUUGUUUGACAAAAGGGCUGAAAAGAAAGAAGGAAAAAAGAAGUACGCACGACAGUUAGUCUUUAGAGCUAUGAUACCAUGAACAUUAUAUUUUAUGAUUUUGGUUUUCCUCCUAUCCCUUACUAAUCUUCAGGGAUCAUAUGUUUAUACAGACUUUACAAAAGCUAAAGGUUACAAAAGUUAAACUAAGGUUUAAAUGCUUUAAUUACAGACGUUACAAGCUUUACAAACAUAACACCACUCUUUAAUGACUAAGACUUAUGGUUAUUCAAUACAAACGUUACUUGAGCAUUAUCUUGUAAUUAAGUUAAAAAAAAGGCUGUCGGAUAAGGUUGCCUUCUUAAUAUGCUCAAUGUGUCAUAUAUUCCAUGUGAGGUUCCAUAAUUCAUUCACUGCCACUUGUUACCCAUGCAUUAUUUCCGACAAGAAGAUGCGUUGUGCCGCCAGGCUUUCAGUGUUUGUAUGAUAAAUCUGUGGAUCAGUCGAUGAAUAUGAUAUGACAUACAAAUAGGUCACGAGGAUUCUAGUUUCUAGAAGGAAAUUUUUGGAUUUCUCUAGAGUUCAAUGCAUGCUGCACGCUGCCCUCUCGUUAAAUUUUCCUUCUAGAAUCAAGAAUCCUCGUGUCGUGGCCUAUUUAUACGUCACAUUCAUCUCAACAGAUUUGUCAUACAAACACUGAAAAAUCUAGCCAAGCCUUGUCAUCGUCGUCAUCAUCAUCAUCUUCUUCUUUUGGUUUUCCGGGUGUGAUGGGUAACGAAAAUCCUCAGCUUCACGUACUCUUCUUCCCUUUAAUGGCCCAUGGACACAUGAUACCAAUGGUAGACAUGGCCAAGCUAUUCGCAGCGCGAGGUGUGAAGGCAACCAUAGUCACCACCCCUCUCAACGCGCCUUUCAUCUCCAAAACGAUUGAAAGAAUCAAAACUCGAGGCGGCGGCGGUGGCGCCAAGGUUGAUAUCCAAAUGAUCAAGUUCCCGGUUGAGAAGGCCGGCCUGCCAGAAGGAUGCGAGAACUUCGAAUUGCUGCCUUCCCGUGGAAUGUUGAGCAGUUUCCUCAAAGCCCUUGCAGUGCUUCAAGAACCAUUCGAGCAGCUACUCCAUGACAUUGACUACCAUGCUGAUUGCCUCGUUGCUGACAUGUUCUAUCCAUGGGCAACCGAUGCUGCCGCUAAAUUUGGUAUCCCAAGGCUUGUUUUCAAUGGAACCAGUUUUUUCUCCCCGACUGCGGUGGAGAGUAUGAUGCAAUAUGAACCUCACAAGAAGGUUUUAUCUGACUCCGAACCUUUUCUCAUUCCUAAUUUCCCUGGAGAGAUAAAGUUGACGAGUAUGCAAGUACCGAGCUUCAUUCGGGAAGAGGUUGAAACUGACAUGACCAAUGUGUUGAAAAAAGCUGCAGAAGCAGGCAUGAGGAGCUAUGGGAUUGUUGUAAACAGCUUCUAUGAGCUGGAGCCGGCUUAUGCAGAUCAUUACAGAAACGUUUUGGGAAAGAAGGCAUGGCAUAUAGGGCCGGUUUCAGUGUGCAACAAGGAAGCUCAAGAUAAAGCUCAGAGGGGGAAACAAUCCUCUGUUGAUGAACAUGAAUGCCUGAAGUGGCUUAAUGCAAAGAAACCCAAUUCAGUUGUUUAUGUAUGUUUUGGAAGUUUGGCUUACUUCAAUGAUUCUCAGCUGAUGGAGAUUGCAAUGGGUCUUGAGGCUUCUGGGCAGCAAUUCAUUUGGGUUGUGAGGAAAGAAAAGAAUGGUGGAGGAAAAGAAGAGUGGCUGCCUCAAGGAUUUGAGAAGAGAAUGGAAGGUAAGGGUCUAAUUAUAAGAGGUUGGGCGCCCCAAGUUUUGAUUCUUGAUCAUGAAGCAGUUGGAGGAUUUGUGACUCACUGCGGCUGGAAUUCAACGUUGGAAGGAGUCACUGCAGGGGUUCCCAUGAUCACAUGGCCUGUGUUCGCUGAGCAGUUUUUUAAUGAGAAGUUGGUGACUCAGGUACUGAAAAUUGGAGUUGAAGUUGGGGUUGAGCGAUGGGUUGAUGGAGAUGAUGAAGUGGGGGAAGAAAAUAUAAAGAAGGAAGCAGUAGAGAAGGCAAUGAAGCGAAUUAUGGUGGGUGAAGAAGCAGAGGAAAUGAGAAGCCGAGCCAAGGCACUCGGAGAGAUGGCAAGGAGGGCUGUGGAAGAAGACGGAUCAUCUUACUCUGAUUUGAAUUCUUUGAUUGGAGAAUUAAAGUCACGUUGCCCUUGAGAUGCAAGCAAAUUAACGAUGAUAUGCCUUCUAUUUUAAUUAUCCUUUACAAGAGUUUAUCCUUGUUGGUGUUUGACUGUUUGUUAGUUGUGUUUGCUUGUUAUUCAAUCCUCAUUUGGUAGAUAUUGUCCUAAGAUAUUGGGAUUAAUAUUCCAUUUUAAUUUCUGAGCUAUUUGGCUAA